Stylophora pistillata is the source of this 1129-nucleotide messenger RNA. RefSeq lists its product as uncharacterized. Gene Ontology annotation, molecular function: ubiquitin protein ligase activity. Gene Ontology annotation, biological process: ubiquitin-dependent protein catabolic process. NCBI's taxonomy places the organism in Eukaryota, Metazoa, Cnidaria, Anthozoa, Scleractinia, Pocilloporidae. The record is from RefSeq and is a predicted model, not a curated record. Gene Ontology annotation, cellular component: nucleus.
CACCACAUGCGAAAGUUUUUUAAAAAUUGUUUUGUCUGACUUUUUGAGCUAUUUUUAGUUUGUUGGUGCAAUCUUGGAGCAUGAUUUGGACCUUCUGUUUGCGUAGUCCAAUCACCCGAUGAAAGUUUCCAUUCUUUGCGCGCUGAGUCUGGCAAAAAAGACUUAUCAAUUUUGUUAUUGCCAUUUGUUUAUAACCGACCUGUUUCUUAUGAUGACGACGACGGUGAAGUAAAGUCUACAGCUGACGAUUUUGAUUCAUGUGACGAUGAAAAUGACUACCCAAGCGAGUUUGAUUUCCUCGAUCAAAAACUUGGACAGAUCUCAAGGCGAAAUGGUGCAAAGAAAAUAUCCAUUGCAGUGAAGGAAAAAAGGAAAUAUUGUCACCGAGAUACUCGGAAGGUUAUCUCCACGCCGAAAGCAAGUUGUGCGGGAUCAGAUGAUUCUGGCAUUGGUCUUACUAAUAAAGAAAUGCGGAUCAGGGAAGCAAGGAUUGAAAAUGUAAUGAGAAAGCGGGAGAAAAAGAUAAAAGCAAAAGUGAAUGAGAUUACUGACGAUAAUCUACGCUCAAGAAGCGAAGUGCAGGUGGAGAAUGUGGAGAAACCUCUAAAAAGCAGUUUUAGGAAAUCUGUAAAGAAGAACCCAGUAAAUGUUUGUACCAAUCAAGCAGCCAAUCCACCAUCAUUUUACAAUAAUUCUGACUUUAUUCUCGACUCAAACAACAAUGGUGUUAAAUUUGAAGAUCAGUCUUACUUGAACUUGCUGAUUGAACUUCAAAACCGUGAGAUUACACCUGAGGAUUACGACUUGCUCCUCCAGUUGGAUUCCUCUGUCCAGCUUAAGAUCUUGUCUGCCGCCAAAAUUAGGAGACUGUCAUCCGAUAAAGUAACAGAUGAAAUUAAUGACACAUGUAGUAUUUGCAUGGAGGACUAUGUCGCAGGGGAUAAGAGAAAUUUUCUGCCCUGUGGUCAUCACUUCCAUAGCUACUGUAUAAAGACUUGGUUAGGUACAACAUCAGACAGAUGUCCAAUUGAUGGAAAAGAAGUUAGGUAGCAUUAUCAGAUACAAUGUAUAUAUAAACUUCAUAUAUACAUUGUAUCUGAUUUAUCAUCACGGGUUUAUUACGAAUCAA